GUGUUGUACGUUUUCAGACUGGAUCUUUCUCUCCGUUCUUGUAUGCGCAGUGAUUGAUUGGAGGAGUUCAUAGGCUGGCACCCCCAUCGUGUUUCCAGCCGCUCACGCUUCACAUGAUUGGUCCGCCUCCCGCAGUCUCAGCCACCAGAAGCACCUCCUCUCAUAAACCUCGUCAGAGCGGAGCAGCGUUUCCCAUUAGACUUCCAGGAGAAGCACAGGCUCACAAUUACGGACUUUGCUUGCGACUUAUGGCACACGACUAACCAACAGGGUAGACGACUCCCUCACCAUUUUUGUUAACCCCUACGGUGUAUGGAAAGUGCUCCUGGAUGGACCUGGGCGAUAACAGCUGGUCCAUGGUGAAGCGAGAAGUAUCCAGCAGCCCAGGGUCACCGGCUGAACAGACCUACCUGCCCGGUGACAGCAGGAGGGACGGUCACACCCCUGAUGAGCUGAGGACACCGGCGCCUCCGAGCGAGCUUGACGCACUAGGGCAUCGCCGCUCCGACGGCAGAUCACUACACUCCUACGUUCACUUCGGACACCAUAACAACACCCUGACCACCGAGGACAUCCCGCUGUUUACGGAUUUAGACCAGGGCAGCAAACUCGUCCUCUCCAGCGGAGCGCACAAAGCGAGCUUGCUAGUGGACCCAUCCGACAUGUACCAAACACUGGCCAUCGCCGCAGCCCAGAGCCAGACUGGAUAUGAUUCCUCCUCUGGCGGUUAUAUGCACUCCAACCCCAACUCUCCCGUAUAUGUGCCCAGCUCCCGGGUGGGCUCCAUGAUACCCAGCCUCUCUUAUCUACAAGCCAGCGGCCCUGCGCAGCCCAGCCACGGCGUCUCCAGCCACUCGGUCUGGUCGCAAUCCACCCCGGAGAGCCCUUCGUACAGCACCGGGAGCCCGCACACCUCCAGCCGGUUCCACUACCCUCCAAGCCCGCCUAUGAAUAACGGGACGCCCAGGGACAGCGGCUACAGUAAUACGCUGAAUGUGAGCAGCAGAGACCAAUACGGCCUCUCUCGGCCCCUCAACGGAGCCUACCCGAGUCCAUACUCUCCGUAUGUGGCACCACAGCUGUCCCAGUUGUCCUCGCCUUGGCCCGGGGGACCUUUUGAUAACACGAUGCUGCACACCUUGCAGAGCAGAGGUGCGCCCUUGAUUCGAGGACCAAAUGGAGUUUCAGAGAUUUUGGAUGACAUGGGGGAGAGCAGAGAGUGCGUCAACUGCGGCUCCAUCUCCACGCCGCUCUGGAGGCGCGACGGCACGGGCCACUUUCUCUGCAACGCCUGCGGCCUUUACAGCAAAAUGAAUGGGCUGAGCCGGCCAUUAAUUAAACCACAGAAACGGACGUCAACGUCCAGAAGGAUCGGCCUGUCUUGCGCUAACUGUCAAACCAGCACGACUACUUUGUGGCGCAGAAACGCGGAGGGGGAGCCGGUGUGUAAUGCGUGCGGACUCUACACGAAAUUACACGGGGUACCUCGGCCACUCGCCAUGAAGAAAGAGGGAAUCCAGACAAGAAAAAGAAAGCCGAAAACCUUGAAUAAAACGAAGGGGUCCUCUGGAAAUAACAACGCUGUGUCUAUGACUCCAACGUCCACCUCUUCAUCCAAUUCUGAGGACUGCUCGAAAACCAGCUCUCCGUCUGGGCAGGUGUCAGGGGUCAGUUCAUCUGUGCUGUCCAGCUCAGGGGAGGGAACAGGCUCUGGAUCAGCAGUGAAGUACCCGGGACAGGAUGGCCUGUACACCAGCGUGAGUCUGUCCCAGCCUUCAGAUGUAGCUCCAGUGAGGGGUGAACCCUGGUGCCCCUUGGCUUUAGCUUGAACAUCUAAAUCUUUGAGAGGACAGCAUUUUCCUGGACCCUCUGUCUGGAUGUUAAGUAGUGUGGAAGUAUUCGGGGGCAAUGUUUUUUUUCCUUCCUCACAGCUGAUACAAGAAGAGGUGGACAGAUGGAAAAGAAGGGUGAUCUUCAGUCACACUGCAAGCUUGAACCGAGUGUGGAAUAUGUGGGUUUCAGAUUGGUGUGGGGGAUCUUGUUGCCUUAAAAAAACACAAAGGGAAUCUUCUGGGAUGAGGCCAGAUGAUCAAUCAGGUGGCCGGGCUGUGGAUGGUUUCUGGACCUAUCGUGCACUCGAUAUCUCUUCCAUCCAUGGCACAGAACCAAAUGUUGGUUCUCAAACGAAAGCCAUCGUGUAUAUAAUGGAUUUCCUCUCUGAAGAAAACGCUGGUGAUUGGAUCCCGGUGCUUCAUAAAGCGCUAUAUUCUUUAAGAACAUUAAGAUUUUUUUGUUUUUUCUUUCCACAACUGGAAUCACACCACAAGUGCCAAGACAACUUUUAUGAAUCAAAAGAAAAAAAAUAUUUAUAAAUCUUCCAUUGUUGAAAACAUGGCUAUGAUUGUUAAUAAAGAUAUCAAUAUAGAGUAGAAGUUAAACCAUUCUGAUGUCUUCUUUUCUAAUUUUUGUUUCUUUUUAAGUGGUUGUUUUUAAGUAGUACAGUAGUGUUGAAUAUGCACAUGUUUUCCACUGAAAGCUCUUACUGUAUUUGACUGAAACUAGUUUGGUUUAAACAGGGUAUCAAUGACUAUGUCAUCUAGUAUUUUUGUUUAAUUAUUUUCAAAAAAUGCAAAUAAUCAGUUUCUCCAGACUAAUUUUUAAUAUUGAAACAUUGUAAGCUGUUGGGUAACAGUAAAGGACAGAUUCACAAUUUUUGAAGUCUGUCUUACAACAACAGUCAUUUGCUGAAAUGAACACUGAAAUAGGUUUUGUUAGCUGUAAUCAUUCUUCCUGUUCAUACUGACCAUCAGAAGAUCCCCUCCAAAUGUGAUUACAGUGUGAGUGAUAAGGGACAGUCCUUGUUUUCAAUAAAAAUGUAUUCAAAGGUUUAUCUUAAGAUAAUAUUAGGCAUCAAUUGUCUUAGGUAGUAAAAUAAAGAGGGUAUCUUCCCCAGUCUUUUUAUUUAAAUAAAUCCUCUUUGUAUUUCCACAGUAAAUGUUUUCCUGUUGAACUACCUGUUGAAGGAUAAUAUCAGAAAGAGGCAAUUUGGCACUAAAAAGAUGUUGAAACAUUGAACACUUCUGACUAAUUUGGAUGAGCAAAGUCUUAUAUGAGCUUCAAAUAAACUUGCAUUGAAAGUGCAUUAUGAAGGGGUCUUCUAAUGGCCAGUAUGAACAGUGAUUGAUUACAGGAAGAAAAAAAAGUGUCAGUGUUUAUCUGGGCACAUGACUGUUAUUUUAGGACAGACCUGAAAAAUUGUGAACCUGUCCUUUAAGGUACUAUUCUUAUAGCCAUGGUGGACUAAGAGCAGAGCUACAAAAACUCUUUUACACGUGAAGCAGUUCAAUGGCUUGUUUGAACAAAGCACACCCAGAAUAGCUGUGGGCCUACACACACUGACCUUUAUGUAUGUUUAAGACAUAAACUGCGAAAGAAGACUGUUGGCUGCUUUACCUGACUCUAUAAACCUUCCACACUGCACACAAUCUGUUUCAUAAUUUUUACACUAAAAUUAAAGCAAAGUGAAGGGUGAGGUCACCUCUGAACAAAUCCAUGCUGCGGUGAUGCCUUUAACUAAUCCAUGUAAGGGUUAAAGGGAGUGUAAUGGCCUAAUAGUUUAACAUGAUGAAGCACAAAAGUGGACGAUUGAAACCAAUUCCAAUACUUUUUUCCCCCAUCAGAAUGUAUCCCCAAGUGGCAUAAAAAUUUGAAUGGUAUGUUUGAUUCUUCACACUGUACGUCUCCAUGUCCUGCAGCAAUAGUUGUGGGUGGAGUCUCGUUGCAAAUAGCCAUUUUGGACCACAAAACAAUUCUUUGCUUCAGCUACAUGUUAAACUAAACUAAACUAGCAAAAAAGGGGUAAAUGCUUAUAUUUAACACACUUCAUCCAAAAAAAAAGAGCAUGUCAUUCAUUCUUCUGGACUUAUUUAUUUUCUUUGGAAAUAUAAUGUUUAUUUUAGCA
Scomber japonicus (chub mackerel) is the source of this 3961-nucleotide messenger RNA. It is a transcript of the gene gata6, whose product is annotated as GATA binding protein 6. Gene Ontology annotation, cellular component: nucleus. The record is from RefSeq and is a predicted model, not a curated record. Lineage: Eukaryota; Metazoa; Chordata; Actinopteri; Scombriformes; Scombridae. The transcript has 7 exons. Gene Ontology annotation, biological process: epithelial cell differentiation; negative regulation of transcription by RNA polymerase II; positive regulation of transcription by RNA polymerase II. Bases 330 to 1829 code for a protein of 499 amino acids. Gene Ontology annotation, molecular function: zinc ion binding; DNA-binding transcription factor activity, RNA polymerase II-specific; RNA polymerase II cis-regulatory region sequence-specific DNA binding.